Molecule: messenger RNA, 2370 nt
Organism: Vidua macroura (Pin-tailed whydah)
Lineage: Eukaryota; Metazoa; Chordata; Aves; Passeriformes; Viduidae
Product: chloride channel protein ClC-Kb-like
Exons: 20
Coding region: 1-2175 (724 amino acids)
Biological process (GO): chloride transport; transmembrane transport
Cellular component (GO): membrane
Molecular function (GO): voltage-gated chloride channel activity
Source: RefSeq, a predicted model, not a curated record
AUGUACGUUGGGACUGGCAGCUGGAGGGUGGCGGAGGGGGGAGGAAACCCGGCUCGCUCCGGCCCGAGCGGGUCCGUCGGAUUCGUCAAGGUCGUUUUUAAUGAGCUCGUUUGCAAACUCAGUCGGGCAGCGGAGGCCGAGGCGGGAGGACGGGAGGAGGAGGAGGAGAGGGUGCUGGUGUCGGAGCACAGCUGGAGACCCUGCCCCACUGCCCGGAGAAGGGUCCGAGGGUGCUUGGAGUGGGUGAGGCGGCAGCUGUUCCGCGUCGGGGAGGAUUGGUACUUCCUCUUCAUCCUGGGGGUGCUCAUGGCCACCAUCAGCUUCACCAUGGACAUCAUCACCACCAGGCUCCACGCGGCCCACACGUGGCUGUACCGAGAGAUCGGGGACAUCGGGGUGCUCAAGUACCUCUCGUGGACCCUGUUCCCCACGGCAAUGGCCGCCUUCUCCACCGGCUUCUCCCAGAGCAUCACCCCGCAUGCUGGAGGCUCCGGCAUCCCGGAGCUGAAGACCAUCCUGAUGGGCGUGGUGCUGGAGGACUACCUGGCCAUCCAGAACUUCGGAGCCAAGGUGGUGGGGCUGACCUGCACCCUGACGUGCGGCAGCACCGUUUUCCUUGGGAAAGUGGGUCCCUAUGUCCACCUCUCCGCCAUGGCCGCAGCCUAUCUGGGGAAGAUGAGGACCACGGUCACGAGGGAGUAUGAGAACAAGUUCAAGCAGCACGAGAUGCUGGUGGCAGCUCAAGCUGUCGGGGUGGCCACAGUCUUCGGGGCACCCAUCAGUGGGGUGCUUUUCAGCAUCGAGGUGAUGUCCCCCCACUUCGCCGUGCGGGAUUACUGGCGCGGCUUCUUUGCUGCCACCUGCGGCGCCUUCAUGUUUCGGCUCCUGGCCGUGUUCAACAGCGAGCAAGAAACCAUCGCCGCUGUUUUUAAAAGUGACCUCAAGAUUGAUUUUCCCUUCGACCUCCUGGAGACCUUCUUUUUUCUAAUUCUGGGGACCAUCUGUGGGAUCGUGGCCUGUGCUUAUCUCUUCUGCCAGCGCUGGAUGAUGGUGGCUGUCAAGAGGAACUGGUUGACGGCCAAGCUCUUGGCCACCGACAAACCCGUGUACACAGUGCUGGCGGUGCUGCUCCUCGCCUCCAUCACCUUCCCGCCCGGGCUGGGGCAGUUCAUGGCCUCCAGGCUCACCAUGAAGGAACAUCUCAUCUCCCUCUUUGACAACCGCACGUGGGGCUCACUGGCUGCCAACGCCUCAGGGGUGGCCAAGCCUGGGGGGCUCUGGCAGGAGUGGGACCAUCCCUCUGCCACCAUCUAUGGCACCUUGACCUUCUUCCUGCUCAUGAAGUUCUGGAUGUUGAUCCUGGCCACCACCCUGCCCCUGCCAGCCGGGUACUUCAUGCCCAUCUUCAUCUAUGGAGCAGCCAUCGGGCGCCUGAUGGGGGAGGUGGUGGCCCUGCUCUUCCCACAGGGGCUCCAUCCAGAUGGACCCCCACGGCCCAUUCUUCCUGCUGGCUAUGCCCUGGCAGGCGCAGCCGCGUUUGCGGGCUCGGUGACCCACGCGGUGUCCACGGCCCUGCUGGUGUGCGAGGCCACCGGGCACCUGGGCCACCUCCUGCCCACCGUGCUGGCCGUGCUGGUGGCCAACGCCAUCAGCCAGAAGAACCAACCGUCCUUCUACGACGCCGGCAUCAUCGUCAAGAAGCUGCCCUACCUGCCCCCCAUCCGCAGCCGGCACAUCGCCUCCUACCGAGUGGUGGUGGAGGAGUUCAUGGAGCACCAGGUGGUGGCCUUGGCCAAGGGGGACGGUUUCCAGGAGGUGCUGGUGGCCUUGGACGCCUCUGCCGAUGCCGAGUACCCCGUGGUGGAGAGCACAGGGUCCCCCACUCUGGUGGGCACCGUCAGCAGGUCCCAGCUGGUCACCUUCCUCCAGAGCCACGAGCACCCUCAGGCCCCCCAAGGGGAGAAGCUGGCCACCAUGGGGACACUUGGGGACGACUGCACCAUCGAGCCCAUCAUGCUCCAGUUCUCCCCGUGGACCUCCCUGCACCAGGCCUAUCACCUCUUCCAGCUGCUGAAGCUGCAGCGAGUCUUCGUCACCCGCUCCGGGGAGCUGGUGGGAGCUGUGAGCAGGGCAGAGCUGCGGAGAGCCAUUGAGGACCUCGCCAACCCCAAGUGAUGACGCUUUGGGACCACAGGGGACCCUCCCCACUGACAUCCCCCAGGAAAAGAGGGGGAGUCCUGACCCCCCAGCUGGUGUGGGGGGUCUGGGCUGGGGCGCCAGUUCUCCUGCAGAGCGUGUUGUGCAUUAAACACAUCGACCCAUCAGUGCUUCCUCCCCACCACCUCCUUUUUCUCCAGCCCCGCCGGUUUC